Messenger RNA from Oncorhynchus masou masou (cherry salmon), 1730 nucleotides. It is a transcript of the gene adra1ab, whose product is annotated as adrenoceptor alpha 1Ab. Gene Ontology annotation, cellular component: plasma membrane. Lineage: Eukaryota; Metazoa; Chordata; Actinopteri; Salmoniformes; Salmonidae. The record is from RefSeq and is a predicted model, not a curated record. Gene Ontology annotation, biological process: positive regulation of MAPK cascade; cell-cell signaling; positive regulation of vasoconstriction. The transcript has 2 exons. Gene Ontology annotation, molecular function: alpha1-adrenergic receptor activity. Bases 49 to 1527 code for a protein of 492 amino acids.
CAAUCCCAAAGACAUUCAACUAGUGAAUGAACUGUAAAUAAACCCAAAAUGGUUCCCUCAGAUGAGAACAUCACAUUCCCUGUGUCAGAAAGCUGUCCCAACUGCAGUUCCUCCUCCUUCGCUGAGGUGGAUAUCACUAAGGCGGUGACCCUGGGCCUGGUGAUGGGGGUGUUUGUCAUCUUCGGGGUUCUCGGUAACAUCCUGGUUAUCCUGUCUGUGGUGUGCCACCACCACCUACGCUCCGUCACACACUACUUCAUCGCCAACCUUGCGGCGGCAGACCUGCUCCUGAGCUCCACCGUGCUGCCGUUCUCUGCCACCUCAGAGGUCCUAGGCCGCUGGGUGUUUGGCCGGUCUUUCUGCAGUGCCUGGGCCGCCCUGGAUGUUCUCUGCUGCACUGCCUCUAUCCUCAGCCUGUGUGUCAUCUCUGUUGACCGCUACCUAGCAGUCAGCUACCCGCUGCACUACCCUGCCAUGGCCACUGGGCAGCGCGGCCUGGUCGCAGUGGCAGCUCUCUGGGGCCUCUCGGCAGCCAUAUCCGUAGGUCCACUCUUCGGCUGGAAGGAGCCCGACCCAGAGGACGAGACUGAGUGCCGGAUCACAGAGGAACCGGGUUAUGCUAUUUUCUCUGCCCUGGGGUCGUUCUAUGUGCCACUAGCUGUCAUCCUGGCCAUGUAUUGCAAGGUGUAUGUGGUGGCCAAGCGGAAGACUCGAGACCUGAGGGAGGGAAGGAAGAGGGAGGGGGGGAUGCAUACAGAGGGAGAGGGAGUGACACUGAGGAUUCAUCGGGGAAAUGCCCCUGCUAAGCCAGAGGGGCAAGAGGAGGAGGGAGAGAAAUGCAUCAUGAGGCGGAGACGCACCACCUUCGCCCUCAUGCACCUGCUGAAAUUCUCCCGAGAGAAGAGGGCAGCCAAGACUCUGGGCAUUGUGGUUGGCUGCUUCGUUCUCUGCUGGCUGCCCUUCUUCCUGGUUAUGCCCAUUGGCUCCAUAUUCCCAUCGUACAGGCCAUCUGACACCAUAUUUAAGAUCACCUUCUGGCUGGGCUACCUCAACAGCUGUAUCAACCCCAUUAUCUAUCCCUGCUUCAGCCAGGAGUUCCAGAGGGCCUUCCUCAACGUUCUGCAUGGACGCUGCCUCAGACAAGGUGGCAGGAGCUCCAAGUCUCUGGGGUUUGCUCCUUCCUAUAGUCCCAGUCCUGGUCCAUCGUCUCUUUUUAGAUCCCAGCCUCACGCCUCCUCCUCCUCCACCCCCCCUACCCUGCCACGCCGAGCCGCCUCCCGAGCCUCUCACGCCUCCUCCUCAGGCUGCUGGAGGACCUUCUCUGGCUCAUCUUCCUCGGUGGGGGUGCCAGGCCAUACCCAAAGUACCAGGGUCCACAGUAAAAGCCUGCUGAAGGUGUGGUGUUUUGCAGCGGGGGAGAACCCGUCCCAACAGGGUGCUGCUUGCCUGAGCCCCUCAGCCCCUGGUGCUACAUGUCAAACGAAAGUCCAUUGCCACUCCCUGGGAGCAAGAGGGGAGGCUGUCUGACUGGGAACACUAAAGGAUUCUGGGUAAUUUAAAUUUCCCCCAAGUUCUGGGAAAAGAUGUGGCACUUAUUGGCAUGAAGUUAAGACAUCUCUCUCGAGACCUGCUGGAAUCAGUCAGUACAGCUAUUGACAUAAAGCUGAUGUGUCUUCAUGUUUUGGGAAAUGGGAGAGAGUCCACCCACUGAAGAAGAUACUGUAACACAC